UUUGCCAUUCUGCAGUUUGAAAAUUCUUAUUGUCUUUGAUUUUUUUUCUCUCUCUUUUAGGCACAAAAGGUUAUGUAUCAGAUGUGGAAUUUGAUGUUCUAUUCUUCAUCAGGGAUAAAAAAAACAGGAGUGAGAGAUGCUGGCAAACUGGGCUACAGCUUCAAUAAUACACUGGCAAGAGUGUUCCUUCGCUCACCAUACUCUACAAAUGAAACUCAAAAUAUAGAGGUUAAUGGGGUCACAAUGAGCACAAUCAGCUCCACGUCCAGGUAUAGGCAAAGAUGGUUUCUCCUGCUGAUUGACACAACUGUAUCGUGCCCAGUUGAUGGUACCAGCUUCACAGAUGCUUCUCUGAUAUGGACUAUACCAAUGAUUAACCCAAGACUGGUCCUUCAUGAAUCCACUUUCAGAUCGCUUAAAGUAACAAUGGGAAUUAAUGGGGAAAAAAUAGAGAACCCUGGAGAGUUCAACUACACAUUGGAACAUAACAAUACACACAUUGGAGUAACUAUCCCAAUUGGAGCCCCUAGAGGCAGACUUCAGAGCACAGUAUCUAAUGGUGUCUAUGGAGUGACCUAUAGUAUUGAUCUAUUGAUGGAACAUUCUUGGACAGAUAGAGAUUGGCAGCUCACCAAGUACCUUGUGAUUAAACCAAUUACUAUACCCUUCCUGCCUCGAAUACCAAUAGUAAUCAAUAAUACAGUUCCAGAAACACGGAUAUUUGAUGUAUUCUUGGGUGUCUUCCUUCCUGAUGUCAAUCUGGUGACUCUUACAAUUGGAGAUAUAACUUUCUCUGUCAGGGAAGCAGAGGAAAAAGGCUACAGGAUCUCUGUUAUUUCCUUCCCCAAUGGAACAAGAGGUUUUGAACUGGAAGUGCCUUUUGAUGAUCCCAAUGUCCUAAAAGAAUAUAUGAACAUAAAUGAAACUCGGUAUCACCUCCGAGUAAUCUACACUCUGACCGUGGGUCCUGAAGAGAAGCUGUAUCGUCAUCCUGCAGACGUUGAAUGCAUAAUGGAAGAUGUCCAAUUACCAGAAGGCAUUGGAUACUGUGACAAAGAGAAUAUAUAUUUAUAUGCUACAACUGCAGGCCUAUUUCAUUACUGGAUUCUAUAUAUAGGCAAUACUCCUUUGAAUUAUAUCACUGCCCAAAGAAAUGGAUAUCUUAUCACUACAAAUGAUACUCAUCUACUAUUGCAAGUGCCUUUCUUUGCUCCUGGGAUAAUCUAUGAGGAAGUGUCCUUUGAGAGAAUCCGAACUAGAUUUGAUCUGGACCUGAAGAAAAUGGCCACUCUAGAGACUCUGAAGACCUUUUCUAUUAGGUGUAAUUUUCAGUCCUCAGAAUUCAUAGCGUGCUAUCCUAAUGGAACUGUAACUGUAUUGGCUCACAUGAAGACAGUUCCAUCCAUUGACAUGAGCAAAACAAGACUGAAGGAUAAGAUUUGUAAGCCUCUAGACUAUACAAAGAACCAAGCUUUAUUUCAAUUUCAAGUUUCUACUUGUGGCACUUCCUUAAUGUUUAGUGAUGAACACCUUAUUUAUGAAAAUGAAAUAUCCUUUGAAAAAGAAACUCUUCCAAUAAAGAAUCAACCAAUUAUCACAAGAGAUCCAGGAUACAGACUGACUAUCUUGUGCUAUUAUCCAAUCAAAGAGACCUUGAUGCAAAAUGCUGUGUUCUAUGGUUCCUCAUCUAGAACUUUACCUUUUGGUUUUGGCACAAUGAUGUCUUGGCCUAAUAGUGAAGGCCUUAUAAGGACAAGACAAGUUCUAAAUAUCCAGGCAAAUAUAUUCAAAGAUGAAUCAUUCACAGAAGCCUAUAUGUCCCAUUCAUUAGUUUUCAAGGGUUCAUGGGAACCUCUAUUUUUUGAAGUAGAAUUAAAAGAUGAAGCCCCUAAUGUUGAGCUAUUUUUGGAAAACUGCUGGAUGACACAAUCUGAAGAAAUCAACAGCAUUCCUCACUGGAACUUUAUUGUAGAUGGAUGUGAAAAUAAAAGCUAUGGAUCCGUGAUCUUCUCUCCAGUAACCACAAGCAAUCCAAUAAAAUAUCCUAAUCACUUCAAAAGAAUGAGGAUACAGAAUCUGACUCUUCCUCUGACAGAGGUAUAUUUGCACUGCACAGCAACAAUUGGCACUUGCCUCCGUGUGCCUAGAAGCGGACUUCCCUGUAAACCAUGCUCUCCUGGAACAAUAAUUGAUCAGUAUUCUGAAAUUUACCCUAACCAUCAUGGUUAUGUAGUAACUGGACCAGUCUUUAUCCUUCAACCUGAGCAAUUUAAAGAGCUGAACAUCACAAGAAAUAAGGUAUAACUAUGCAGUUACCAUGGCCAGCUGUACUUGGGAUUGUUAAAAUAUGUUUCAUGCUAACUUCCUAUUAAUAAAAGCUUCAUGAAUUAAAAACAGAAGAUACAAUUUUUGAGUCGGUCAUAUUUGAGAUUUAAAAUUUGCUACUACAAGGUUGUUCAAGAAUACAUUUCUUUAAAAAAAGUAUAAUUUAUCAUUGAAAUAUUGGCAUUACACAAAUAAAAAUAUUUAAUUACACUAGAUAUAUCACCUCACAUUUAGAGUUGGGUGUGCACAUAUUACAUAAUCCAUCAUCUUUCAACCUAAUUUCAGUAAUGAAAAUACAAUGAGAACACCAAUCGGUAACAUUGUGAGUGCAGAAAUAACCAAAGCUUGAUAUAUUGCGUAACAAAUCUAAUUGCUUAUUAAAAUAAUACUG
Molecule: messenger RNA, 2716 nt
Organism: Pseudonaja textilis
Lineage: Eukaryota; Metazoa; Chordata; Lepidosauria; Squamata; Elapidae
Source: RefSeq, a predicted model, not a curated record